AUGCGCGAUCAGCAUGAUCAUGAGAAGCCCAUCCCGGAAGAAAAGGGAGAGCACGUUGGUUCCUUCUCCAGAACUGAUGACUCGAUCGAAAUUCCCUUCGAUGAGAAAGCUGUCCCCAAACAAGAACCCGUCCAAGGUCGUGGAGGCUUCCACUUCCACAGAACCCUUGCCUCUUUCUCCCUCGAAGGCAAGACCGCUGUCGUCACUGGCGGUGCAAGAGGUCUUGGUCUGGUUAUGGCUCAGGCUUUGGUUGUUUCUGGAGCAGAUGUCGCCCUCGUCGAUCUUAACAAGGAGGAAGCCGAGAAGCAAGCAAAGGAGCUGGUCAAAGUUUUCAAGGACGAAAACCCUGGCGCCGACAGAGUACCUAAGGUCACUGGCCACUACUGCGAUGUGAGCGAUGAGAAUUCUGUUGAGGGUGUCCUUUCCGAUGUAGUCAGCCAGCACGGCAAGAUUGACAACCUCGUAACCUCGGCAGGCUUCACUGAGAACUUCGACGCCAUCAAGUACCCUAUCGACCGUGUUAGAAAGCUCUGGGGUGUCAACGUCGACGGCACCUACCUCUUCGCUACUGGCGUUGCCCGUCACUUGAUGGAGCGCAAGGCUCCUGGUAGCAUCGUCUUCAUUGGAAGCAUGAGUGGCGCUAUUGUCAACGUUCCCCAGCCUCAGGCUCCUUACAACGCUUCCAAGGCCGCUGUCCGUCACCUCGGCCGCUCGCUGGCAGUCGAGUGGGCCCACGCUAACAUCAGAGUCAACGUCAUUGAGCCUGGUUACAUGCUCACUGCUUUGACCGAGAAGAUCUUGAACGAAAACCCCGAUCUAGGUAACAAGUGGACGAGUUUGAUUCCUCAAGGCAAGAUGGGCCGCCCCGUUGAUCUGAUGGGUCCUGUUGUUUUCCUCUGCAGUGACGCCUCUAAUUAUGUCACUGGAGCCGAUCUGCGCGUUGACGGUGGUUACACCUGCACUUAA
Molecule: messenger RNA, 966 nt
Organism: Aureobasidium melanogenum CBS 110374
Lineage: Eukaryota; Fungi; Ascomycota; Dothideomycetes; Dothideales; Saccotheciaceae
Product: NAD(P)-binding protein
Exons: 5
Coding region: 1-966 (321 amino acids)
Cellular component (GO): intracellular anatomical structure
Molecular function (GO): oxidoreductase activity, acting on NAD(P)H, oxygen as acceptor
Source: RefSeq, a predicted model, not a curated record